UUUUGACGAUUUGUCAGAAUAUUGAUGCGGUGGUUUGAAUCACGUUUGAAUUAAAGUGCGAGGCUCGGCAUUUGACUUGAUUUUCCUCCCAUAUUGUGCUUUAAUGUAUAAAUGAGAUUCUUCGCGGUGUGAUUGUGUAGUGAUUUUAGUGAUAAUAAGUGAAAAAUCAUGGUUUUGGCUGAACGAAGUACCGAUGUUCGAAACGGGAAGCGGUCGAGGGGCCCAAGCCCCAAUGGUCAUGGAAGUCCAGAUUCUAGCUCUGAAGAUGAAAAUGUAAUCCCAUUUGCAGCUGAGAAAAUUAGAGUGGGUAGGGAUUACCAGGCAGUGUGUCCUGAACUUGAACCUGUAGAGCAGCGGAAACCAGAGCAAAUAUCAGAUCGUGCCUUGUUGGUGUGGUCACCUACUGCAGAUAUUUCUGAUAUUAAAUUGGACGAAUAUAUAACCACCGCAAAGGAAAAAUAUGGAUAUAACGGAGAACAAGCACUUGGCAUGUUGUUUUGGCAUAAACAUGACCUCAACAGAGCAUCAAUGGAUCUUGCUAAUUUCACCCCAUUCCCUGAUGAGUGGACAGUCGAGGAUAAGGUGUUGUUUGAACAGGCUUUCCAGUUCCACGGCAAGAGCUUUCACAGAAUACGGCAAAUGCUGCCUGAUAAAUCAAUAGCAUCUCUAGUUAAAUAUUACUACUCAUGGAAGAAAACAAGAGCGCGCACAUCCCUCAUGGAUGUAGUAGGUGAGGGUCGGAAUGCCACCAGUUCAGGCACUGGCAAACGAGAAUCAGGAGCUGGCUCGGAGCCCGGAGGCUCAGAUAAAGAAUCCGACAAUGAUGAAAAGAAGUGGACUAUCCACCGAGGUAUUGUGCGUGGCGGGAAUGGCCAGACCGCGGGCGCCUCGCUUCGCACUUCCGGAGGCCAGGGCGAGACGGCGGCAGAGGGCGCUGGCAAAACGUGCACCGUAUGCGGCAUUUUCUGCUCUCACACCACGCCCCACAACUCGCAGAAGUUGUGCCAAGCGUGCCUCGUGCAUGCCAGACGCACGGGCACGAUGCGACCCCUGUGCGGGCCUUCCGGGCGGCGAGGGCCGGGCUCCAAACAGCAGCGGUACAAACAUCACUUGCCUCGUGGCAUUUACAUCAAUCACGACGAUCUCGUGGCCAUGGCGACCGGCCCGCAGCCCGGGGACGCCCCCACGCCAGGCCUCGUCAAUCAGGGCGAGGCGAUGCUUAAAGCGAUGGACAGGGAAAUUAUAUCGCUUAAAAGACAAGUGCAGCAGAACAAACAACAAUUGAGCGCGAUGAAGCGUAAAGUUGGCGAUGCGGGCGUUGAAGAAUUAAGGCCAGGGGAACCCCCGGCAAAGAUCAAUUCGCGUUGGACGAACGAUGAGCUUCUAAUGGCAGUUACAGCCGUCAGGAAAUAUGGCCGCGACUUCCAAGCUAUUGCAGAGACGCUCGGCACGAAAACUGAAGCGCACGUGCGCACUUUCUUCGUGUCAUACCGCCGCCGCUACAACUUGGACGCCGUGCUGAGGGAACACGAGGCGGACGAGGCGGCCAGGGUCAACUUACAGAUACAACGCACCGGCGCCACAAGCACAGAAGCCACGGACACGGCAAACGAGAGCGCGAACGCCAACAAUGGCACGAGCUCGCCUCAGGCCGCUAGUAAGGAUGAAAAGAUGGAGGUAGACAGCGAGGGCGUAGCUAUCGGCGCGUCCGCGGAGCAGGGGGGGCCGCCCACCACGCCGCCCAAACACAAACCCGGCAAGUGAUCCACGCCGCAUUAGGCUUGCCCUCGCAUCUAACUUAUCCCACACCCGUCAUCGCAUCCAAUUGUGUUUAGUGCAAAUUUUCUGAGUCAGUUGUGCAAAUGUGAAUAUAAACAUUAAGAGCACAGUUUGAGCCACAUUUAUAAGUUCGCUUGAUAGUUUGUAAUUGCCUUUUUAUCUAAGUACCGUGCUUUUCUGCGAGUUUUAAUCUUAAGUUUGGUUUUGAAAAUAAGUGUACAUUUAAUUUCUUAAUAUAACCUACUACUCUAGGAUUCUAUAUAAACUAUUCUGUAUAAAUGCGUGAUAUAAUAUGUCCUGUUGUGGUUUCAGCCUAGGCUAGGUUAAAUUAGACUUCAUCAAAAUAUGUAUGUAGGAUCUUAAUAACAUAUUAUUUCUUAAAAAUAACACAAUACACAAUUAAGUGUGGAUACAUAUUUUUUUAUGUGCAGACAUUAAGUGCAGUUUCAACUAGGUAAGCUUGUUAGUUUAAAUUAAAUUUUGAACUUGACUUCAAACAAGUAAUAGAAAGAGUGAUUGUAGUAAAAAAGCCUUAUAGGGAUUAUAUUUAAAAUCAAGAGCAAUUUAAUUUGAGAUGUAAGAAAAGCUUUCAUAGUGUCCCUAUGAAAGCUUUCAUAGUGUCUCUAUGAAAGCUUUUCUUACAAAAUCGAGGAAGGUGGCCAUUGAAGUGGUACUCCCUCAAUCUUCAAGGUUAACCGGAGUUAUAGAAAUGAUCGCUGGAUUUCAUAGUUUAACCAUGUAAAUGUCACAAUUGCUAUGAUAUAGGCACAAACUGAAACUAUGUAAUAUUUAUAAGCGUAUGUACUAUUUUAAAUGCUUUACCAUAUCGCUAGAUUGUAGACAUAAAUUAAUGAGUGCAAGUUUAAAGAGUAUUUUAUGAAGGAAGUGUAAAAAAUAUAAAAUUUUAAAACACAUACUUAUAAAUAGUAUACACCAGAGGCGUUCCUAAUAAAUAGUUUACUAUAUUAUGUAUCAAAUCUGAAAUAGAUGGUAGAUAGAAUUUCAAAUUAGAACACUUUUGUUAUAUAAAAAAGACCAGAUGGAAUGAACAUGAAUAACGGUUUGUUUAAAUUUUAUUUCAUUCCGUUCGUUUUUUUUUUUCUUAAAAAAGGAUUACUGUUUGCGAUUAGGUGGUGUUUUGUCUAUGUCUAAGUGUUUUGGACAGCAUUAGUAUUCAAUUGUAUGGCAAAAUCGCUGGCAUUUAUCUUUUUCCUUCGUCCAUGUAGGUAUAUGGGCAUUAAUAAUUGUGUUAUAAACAACAGUUGGAUUCGAGCGACGGUGGGGGGGUGAAUUGUGAUUUUCGUGUAAGGAAUGACAGUAUACGCAUAGUAUGGAUGUAAAUAUAGUAUUAGAAUAAAAAAAUUAACGUAAUCGUGGAAAAUAACAACAGUUAUGCCGAUGGACAUUUUGGUUGAAUUAAAGGUCUUCACACAUUUCACCCGAUUUUGAACUAAAUUCGCCUAACACUCCAAAAAAUUUGUGAUAUGUUUUAUUGAAAGAUUAACUUGAUAAUGUAAAUGACUUUCCAUAAAAAUAAAUAUAUAUUUUUCCAAGAAUUUGUGAACACUUAAUGCAUUAAAACAGGAAAUUUGAAAUAGUAAUUUUUCCUGUGUCAAAGUGUUAACAGACCUUUAAUUUGUAUGGUAGAUAUUAAAAAGGUUAACAGGAAAACGUGACAUAACACAAGUAAUUAAGUCACAGAUUUAAGUCUCGUGGGUGUAACGUUUAUCUUCUUUUGAACGUUUUAAGUGACUUGAUAUUUGGUUUAAUAUCGCGCUAUUUAUUUUUGAAGGGUUAGUUUCACUUUUGGUAAUUAUCACUAUGCUAAUUUUGUAAUCUUGAGCGUAGUCUGCAUUGAGAAGGAUGUCUCACACAGUACACGAUUUUGGGGAGUCAAAAAACCUGAUAAUAGAGUCAACCUCUUAACUAUAGUUACUAAAAGUGAAAUUAUCUCUUUAAAUAUACAAAGUACUUAUAGGUAGUUUCUGGUUGUAUGUAAGCUGCAGAGCUGUGCUCUCGGAUCUCGGAUAUGUUGCUUGCAACAAACUUUGUUCACAUCCCAUAUAUAUUCGCAUUAAAUACUAGUUCAGAUAUCUUGUUCUACGUAAAUUGGUAUAACUUUAUAUAAUACUUUAAUUAAUAGCCUGUUUGGUAGUCUUAAAAAAUCUAUAAGCAUAAUCAAUUCUUGAAUUAUGUCCAUUAUUUGCUUGUAGUAUUAUAGCGAACUAACAAUGAAUUAGAUGUUAGGGCAUAUUUUUAUUCGAAGAUACUCGCUUAAGUACUAUUUUAUGAUAGUUUCAGAUUUUAUCAGAUUCUGAACUGAAUAAUAUUGAUAUGAUUGGUGGUACCUUACGAUGUACCCGUCUUAUGUAAAUUGUGUCGAUUUAUGUUAAGCCUAAUUUUUGUAUUUAUCGUGAACAGAAUGAUGUAUAGAAAUGAUAAAUGUUAUUAAUAUUGACUAUAUUUUUGUACACUUAAAAGACAUCUUGGAUUAGAAGAGGUUAGUGUGAUUUGUCGAGGCAUCAUUAUAUUAAAUUUAUGUAGUCCCCUUAAGAGCCGAGUUGUUGAAUUUUUAGAUAAAAAUGGUCAUCUUUAUAUGGGAUUACAAUUAAAAUUAUUGCAUGAUAAUCAAAUGUAUGACAAAUUUAUUCAAUUACGUUUAUAAUUUGCCUCUAGUUGGUAAUAUUGUUGUAUCGUUUUUUUUUUCUUUUUAAAUCGACAAUUCGGCUCUAUCAUAUAUGACUUUAGGUUCAAUUUCAUUUAGUGUAAUUUGAAUGAUCGCUUGUUUAUAGCAUAAUGUUCUACUAGUUGUAAUAAAUACAUCACGAGUGAGCAGUGUUGAUGAUCGAAGAUGUGUUACCGACCUUAGUUAUUUAUAAUUGACUACCUACCCUUGUGACGUAGUGAAAAUUGAAAAAAUAGUGCAAAGUAUAAAAAUAAAAAUAUUAUGAUAACACUUAUGAUUAUGUAGUAUCAUAUUAUUACUGCUAGACAUGUAUGCAGGGAUCCUGGCAAGUGGAAAGAUUAAGUCUCUGAGUUACGUUACGUUCUUAGUAACGUUUUAAAAGAUAAAAAAAAAAUGCAAAAUACGCGGGACAUGAUAACUACGAAAUUAGUUUCAGUUUUUUAUGUUUUCACUGCGUCAUAAUUGGCAUAACUUAUUGUGUAUAUAAGUACCCACCAUAGUUUAAUAUUUUGUUAAGAUAAGUAAUAAUUAUACUCUCCCACAUCUUCAUUGCACAUUUCUGAUACGAGUACAUUCAGAUAACGUCCGCCUAUCAACUGACGUAGCAAUAUUUGUUUCUUUAUAUUUUUUAUGAGUAUCGAAAUACUUUUAGUUUGGGUCAUGGGUUCUUUAUAAAUUAGUUGUACCGCCCAUUUCUACUAAUAGUUGACAUGUAUUUGUAUAUUUGUAAGGCCAACUGCCUGGUUGAUAUUCGAGAUUUAUUUUAAUGAUGGCCAAUGAGUUUUACCGCUUUUGAUCUGUGUGUUCAUAGAAGUUUGACAAAAUAUAAUUUAGCCUUGCGUUUUAGUUUGUAGUCGCAAAUCACUAAAGAAAUAAAAUGUAUUUCUUGUAGUUCGACUUAUCAAAUGUGUUCAAGAGUAGAAUAUAUUUUUCGUAACUUCUCGCCUAUUUCAAAAUAUUAAACACUAAAUCAAGCUAAGAAGAUACAUUUCACAAAGUGAGCGGUUAUAAUAAACUGUAUUUUGAUUGUAAGAUAUUUUGAUUAAAUUUUGAAUAUUUUUAACACCCGACAUAAACACAACGGGGUGUUAUUGCCGAAUAAGAAAACUAACUUACGAUUUAUUUGUGGCAUAAAAUGAAUCGCUCCCAAAGACGUCCACUCAAUGAAGUCAUUUUAUUGAUGCUAAUUUAGAGCUAGUAGGAUUAUUGUUACGGAAUAAAAAUAUUUUUUAUUAGUUAUUGUGUUCUGUAUAUUAAGUAAUUAAAUCAGUUUAUGAAGUUCUUUUUAUGGUUAAGUGAGCUCAAGCGGUUAUUUAUCCCGACAUUAACACAAAUAGUCCGACUUUAGGGAGUUUUUAUUUUAAGGAUAAUAAUAAUUAUAUGUAUAAUAAUUA
Amyelois transitella is the source of this 5859-nucleotide messenger RNA. It is a transcript of the gene CoRest, whose product is annotated as REST corepressor 1. The record is from RefSeq and is a predicted model, not a curated record. The coding region runs from base 169 to 1764 and encodes 531 amino acids. The transcript is spliced from 11 exons. Gene Ontology annotation, cellular component: histone deacetylase complex; transcription regulator complex. Gene Ontology annotation, molecular function: transcription corepressor activity. Gene Ontology annotation, biological process: regulation of transcription by RNA polymerase II; negative regulation of DNA-templated transcription. NCBI's taxonomy places the organism in Eukaryota, Metazoa, Arthropoda, Insecta, Lepidoptera, Pyralidae.